Molecule: messenger RNA, 1821 nt
Organism: Ophidiomyces ophidiicola
Lineage: Eukaryota; Fungi; Ascomycota; Eurotiomycetes; Onygenales; Onygenaceae
Gene: STR2
Product: Cystathionine gamma-synthase
Exons: 5
Coding region: 1-1821 (606 amino acids)
Biological process (GO): transsulfuration
Molecular function (GO): pyridoxal phosphate binding; cystathionine gamma-synthase activity
Source: RefSeq, a predicted model, not a curated record
AUGGCACAAAACCUGGCCUUAGGAGAAUCGAUCCCACCAAAUACUUCCCAUGCUGUCAGCGUGUCCCUCCCGACUUGGAAAGCCAACGUAGGCUAUGAAGAAGGAGAGGAGUGGGUUAUCCAUGCUAUGAGUACCGGCUACCCGAGGUUCUUUUUUCAUAAAUCCAUACAAGACUUAUCUAGACAGCUGGUUCGAAGAUUUGGAUAUGUGGGAGAGUCUAUAGCACUGUUUCCAUCUUUGAAGGCAACAUCUCACUGCCGUCAGUUCAUGCUAUCGAGGGUACCGACGGACUGCCACAAACACAUUCGACUUGUGCGGCUAGCGGUGAUAUCACCCUUCGCUCCUUUGGCAUCAAGCGAACGGCCAUACAGCAUAGCACCUGGCAUAUUCUGCGUCUUUUAUCCCGAACGGUACGCUGGCCUGGCAAAACAAGUAUGGCAACAUAGCGGAGAGGGGAUUUCGAGCCGGUGUAGCGAGUUUUACUUGAAACUACUAAUGGACGGUUUUUUGUCCCAUAGCUUUCUUGAUCAAACCACAGCUUCACAACCCAAAGAUUUCCCAAGAGGGCCCAAAAGAUAUCAGAACUGCGAUAGAGGGUCUGGCUCCACCAAAGAAAUACUCCACCAAGGCUGGAGCGAGAACCUCCACUCGAUACGUACAGAAGGUCGAGAAUUUGACCAAUUCAUCGAGGAGCGCUUUGGGCGAAAUUUGAAUCUGUCAUUGGCCCAUAGUGCAAAACUGGCCGUGAAGAGGAGGAUCUCAGGUUCCAUUACCGCAACAGUCGGCCUGUCAGAAGCUCUUGAAACUUCUUCUACAAGUAGCCGCCGGAUCGAUGGUGUUACUGACGAUCACGUUUAUCUCUACCCUAGCGGAAUGAGUUCCAUUUUUAACUCGCAUCAAACUCUCCUGGCUGCUCGGGGUCCAAUGAAAAGUAUCUGCUUUGGUUUCCCUUAUAUUGAUACGCUUAAAAUUCUAGAGAAAUGGGGACCAGGCGUUGUCUUCUACGGCCACGGAUCACCACAAGACAUCAAUGAUUUAGAAAGUCGCUUAGAGGCAGGAGAGAGAUUUUUGGCAUUAUUUACAGAAUUUCCCGGGAAUCCAUUGUUGAGAUCCCCUGAUCUCAGGCGUAUAUAUGCCCUGGGUACCAAAUAUGAUUUUGCUGUUGUUGUGGAUGAAUCAUUGGGGAAUUUCAUUAAUGUCAACGUUAUACCUUAUGCUGAUAUUGUUGUUAGCAGCUUGACGAAAAUUUUUAGCGGGGAUAGUAAUGUAAUGGGAGGAAGUGCUGUUUAUAACCCUCACAGCCAGUAUUAUCAAGCAUUGAAGGGCGUCCUUGAUAAAGAGUAUGAGGAUAACUAUUGGCAUGAAGAUGCCAUAUUUCUGGAAAGGAACAGCCGUGAUUUUAUUUCUCGCAUCCAGAGGAUUAAUGUGUCAACAGAAGCGAUAACAGCGCGAUUGAAAGCAUCACCGCUAGUUAAAGAAAUAUUUUAUCCAAAGUACAGUCCAACCAAACACUUAUAUGAUAUCUGUCGAAACCCGAAGGGCGGAUAUGGAGGAUUGUUUUCAAUCACCUUUUGGACAACGACGACAGCAAUGGCGUUUUUCGAUGCUCUUAAUGUGAUGAAAGGCCCAAGUCUAGGCACAAAUUUCACGCUAAGCUCGCCAUACACGCUAUUGGCUCAUUAUGGGGAACUUGAGUGGGCCAAUUCGUUUGGUGUAGCAUCUGACUUGGUGCGGAUUAGCGUCGGCCUGGAAGAUGUUUCUAUUCUCGAAUCAAUAUUCGACCGCGCUCUUGAUGCGGCUAGGCGCGUCGCAAGUUCUUAG